Messenger RNA from Cuscuta europaea, 808 nucleotides. The record is from the annotation of a GenBank genome assembly. Lineage: Eukaryota; Viridiplantae; Streptophyta; Magnoliopsida; Solanales; Convolvulaceae.
UAGGAGAUUGGCGAGUUGCUUGAUCGAGAUUGGCGAGUUGCUUGAUCGAGAAAUGCAUUGUUGGGAUUUGUUGUGAUGUCAAUCACAGUCAACGAUUUCGUAGAAGGUCGUGGACCUGCGAGGUUUGAUUUUCCGAUGUCUGGUUUCGCCAUUCUAGCUUUGUUGGUUAUUGAGAUGGAAGUUGUACCAAUUGUGUUUGAUCCGUGUGGAACAACGGUGGUUUGGGAUCUGAAAGGGGCGAAAUUGGACCCCAAUCAGCUAGGCGGGCGAUCGGCACGAUGGUUUUGGCCAAAUCAGUGGGUAGCCGCUUGGGUCUGUUUGUUAGUCAUGAAGGAUAGAUGGUUGAUGUGGCAUGAAGAAUUCUCAAUCCAGAUGAAGGAGAAAGAAGACGAGAAGAUAAUGAUUCGUCCCCCUCCUGAACCGCCGCAAUGGGAGAAUUGUGCGCCUAGAGUUCGGAAGAAUGUUUUACUUGUUCUAUUUUGUUAUUUUCAGUCCAGACUGUUUUAUAAUUUCUAUUUUAAUAUUUUUAUGACAAACAAUAAGGAGGCUAGGUUGAUGUUUUUAUUUGUUUUAGUUGAUAGCUUUCUGUAUGGAGGCAAUCAGGCUGAUUCAGCCGCUAAUAGCCUCAAAGGUCUCACAUUUUCAGCGAUUAGUCUCGCUCUUUUUGGGGUGGACUAUUCUAUGUCUGAUCUAGGAGUGAGGGAGCCGCUGGGUUUUUGGUCAUUUUGGGUUAAAGGGAGUUACUUUUUGUUUACAAUUUUCCUGAUUGUACUGUGAGUUUGAAUUUAAUAUAAUAUGCCACUUUCCG